Molecule: messenger RNA, 303 nt
Organism: Echinops telfairi (small Madagascar hedgehog)
Lineage: Eukaryota; Metazoa; Chordata; Mammalia; Afrosoricida; Tenrecidae
Product: 40S ribosomal protein S29-like
Exons: 2
Coding region: 1-303 (100 amino acids)
Biological process (GO): translation
Cellular component (GO): ribosome; cytosolic small ribosomal subunit
Molecular function (GO): structural constituent of ribosome; zinc ion binding
Source: RefSeq, a predicted model, not a curated record
AUGACAGAAGAGCUGAUGACCUGUGGAAGGACAUUGAGAUCAUCAAUUAUGAAGAAAGCAAAAGGAAGUGCCCAAAGAAGAUGUAAAGAAUACAGAGUUAGCCUUUUGCCUCGGAGAGAGCCUGGGAAGGAGCUGGGUCAUCAGCAGCUCUACUGGAGCCACCCACGAAAAUUCGGCCAGGGCUCCCGUUCUUGCCGUGUGUGCUCAAACCGGCACGGUCUGAUCCAGAAAUACGGCCUCAAUAUGAGCCGUCAGUGUUUCCGUCAGUACGCAAAGGACAUCAGCUUCAUCAGGCUGGACUAA